UCCGAAGUUACAGUGGCCGUGAGCCCAUCUCCGACGGACAUGGCAACAGGCAGCUUUCAUUUUGCACCAUGUGACACCAAACGGACAUCCAAACAGCUGGGAGCAUCUGCUGUGGGAAGGUCAGAAGGUUCAUCAGCCAAGGUGGAUCUCAAGAGUGGCCUAGAAGAGUGUGCAGAAGCACUGAACUUAUUUCUCAGUAACAAAUUUAAAGAUGCCUUAGAGUUGCUUCGCCCAUGGGCCAAGGAGAGCAUGUACCACGCUUUGGGCUACAGUACCAUUGUGGUGUUGCAGGCUGUCAUGACCUUUGAGCAACAGGACAUCCAGAAUGGCAUUUCCGCCAUGAAGGACGCUUUGCAAACCUGCCAAAAGUACAGGAAGAAGUGCACAGUUGUAGAGUCCUUCUCAAGUCUCCUUUCCCGAGGGUCACUGGAACAGCUGAGUGAAGAGGAAAUGCAUGCUGAAAUCUGCUAUGCCGAGUGUCUCCUACAGAAAGCAGCACUCACGUUUGUGCAGGAUGAAAAUAUGAUCAACUUCAUCAAAGGUGGACUCAAAAUUAGAACAAGUUACCAAAUAUAUAAAGAGUGCCUUUCCAUCCUGCACGUGAUUCAGAAGAACAAAGAUGAGCAGCACUUCUUCUAUGAGUUCGAAGGAGGCGUCAAGCUCGGAACCGGGGCCUUUAAUUUGAUGCUGUCUCUUUUACCAGCAAGAAUCAUUAGGCUACUAGAAUUCAUUGGAUUUUCUGGAAACAGGGACCUGGGCCUUCUGCAGCUAAGGGAAGGUGCUUCCGGGAGCAGCAUGCGCUCCCCACUCUGCUGCCUCACAAUCCUGGCUUUCCACACCUACAUCUCCCUGAUCCUCGGUACAGGAGAAGUCAAUGUUGUGGAAGCGGAGAGUCUCCUUGCACCCUUCCUUCAGCAGUUUCCAAAUGGCUCCCUCAUUCUGUUCUAUCAUGCCCGAAUUGAGCUGCUGAAAGGCAGUGUGGAAAAGGCUCAAGAAACGUUUCGAAAAUGCAUUUCAGUUCAAGAAGAGUGGAAACAGUUUCACCAUCUCUGUUACUGGGAAUUAAUGUGGAUUUAUAUAUACCAACAAGAUUGGAUGCAAGCAUAUUAUUAUUCAGACCUACUUUGCAAAGAGAGUAAAUGGUCCAAGGCAACAUAUGUGUUCUUGAAAGCUGCCAUUUUGAGCAUGCUUCCAGAGGAGGAUGUGGCAGUGACUAACGAGAAUGUCGUGGCUCUGUUCAGACAGGUCGACGGCUUGAAGCAGAGAAUCGCGGGCAAAUCUCUCCCAACUGAGAAGUUUGCUGUGAGGAAGGCACGGAGGUACUCCCCAUCCUCAGGCGCCCCAGGCAAGCUCGUCCUGCCAGCCCUGGAAAUGAUGUAUGUCUGGAAUGGCUUUUCAAUAGUGGGCAAAAGAAAGGACCUUUCUGAAAGCCUCUUGGUGACUGUGGAGAAGGCUGAGGCGGCUUUACAAAGUCAAAACUUUAUUGACUACUCUGUGGAUGAUGAGUGCUUGGUGAAAUUACUGAAAGGAUGCUGCCUCAAGAACUUACAGCGGCCCUUGCAAGCUGAGCUGUGUUUCAACCACGUUGUAGAAAGUGAAAAGCUACUGAAGUAUGACCACUAUCUGGUGCCAUUCACUCUGUUUGAGUUGGCAUUUUUGUACAAAAGCCAAGGGGAAAUUGACAAGGCCAUAAAGGCCCUAGAAACUGCCAGAAACAACUACAAAGAUUACUCCUUGGAGUCCAGACUACACUUCAGAAUUCAAGCAGCUCUUCACCUCUGGAAGAAACCGUCCUCAGACUGAUCCGGAACACACAGGAUGGUGUCCUCCCCAGUCAACACUGAUUCUUGCUGUGGACAUCAGUCCCUGUGGCAAGGUGGAGCCGCGACCCUUCAAAUAAGAAACAGAAAACCUAUUGUCAGGCCUUUCCUGUCAUUGGAGUGGCUUACUGUUGGUCUAUAUAUUUUCCCCUAUGGAAUGACAUUCAAUACUGUAUAGAAAUUCUUGUACUGUGUCUUUAAAAAGAAUUUCACAUUAGAUUUCAAUUGAGAGGUGAAAUCUUUUAAAAGACCAUCAAGUACAAUAAAGUCUAGUUAGAUUAUUUAUUUUUUUAAUGUGAGAAUUAGUAAUGUUCAAGUAGCAAAUAGCUUUAUCAGCUGAGCCAUUUCUAGAUUGGCUUGCCCUUUAGACUUCAGAUAUAUUUUAUUGCUUAGUAUUUAAAUCUCACAGCUAAAAUAAUAUAAUAGUGGCUUCCGGAAGAUUCUGGAUGAGUGAAGCAGAGGGCCUGAGGUGGGUAAAGUGUUCCUAGGCUGACGGGACCUGUAUCUCUACAAGAUGGUGCAGUUGUAAGAUCUCGGGUUUCCACUCUUCUCGUUGGUUGAAGGUGGUAGCAUUUUCCAGAAACUAUCCUGUAUUUGAAUGUAUGCAUAUCUGACCCAGUAAUAGCAUUCAGUCAUUUCUUAUGUAUGUAAGGGAAGAAAGGGCUGUGUUUUAGAACUCCCUAACCUUAGUGCUGAAUCCUGAAGUACAGGCUUUGACUACCUUUCUUAUAGGAAGGAAAGCUGCUGCUUUAAAUGACAUGUAAAAUACCAGUCAUCUGUACACUUAUGAUGCCGCUGACCCAGCGCUGAUGGUUCCUUUUAAGGAUCUGGGCUGCCCUUUGGUUCUCUGAGUAGAAAACAGAGUCAGAGCAUCAGCAGAUGUCCUUCCCGCAG
Acomys russatus (golden spiny mouse) is the source of this 2714-nucleotide messenger RNA. RefSeq names its product tetratricopeptide repeat domain 39B (gene Ttc39b). The coding region runs from base 40 to 1803 and encodes 587 amino acids. NCBI's taxonomy places the organism in Eukaryota, Metazoa, Chordata, Mammalia, Rodentia, Muridae. Gene Ontology annotation, biological process: regulation of cholesterol efflux; negative regulation of cholesterol storage; regulation of cholesterol metabolic process. The transcript is spliced from 19 exons. Gene Ontology annotation, molecular function: protein binding. The record is from RefSeq and is a predicted model, not a curated record.